This is a messenger RNA of Cantharellus anzutake, 658 nucleotides long. RefSeq lists its product as uncharacterized. Bases 423 to 650 code for a protein of 75 amino acids. NCBI's taxonomy places the organism in Eukaryota, Fungi, Basidiomycota, Agaricomycetes, Cantharellales, Hydnaceae. The transcript is spliced from 3 exons. The record is from RefSeq and is a predicted model, not a curated record.
AAGGAUCAACAAAGCUUCGAUCAAUCAAAAUACGAAUCAGCUCAACUCAACCUCGACGAGAACUGGUAGCUAGGUUUUUACGGUAGAACCGAGUCACAACUUUGGCACCCGAAAAAGACUUGCCAGCCACGUUCACUGAUGCAGCACUGCCUGACCAUAUAGGAUCUCGCCUUACAUUCACCGCUUGAGAUCGGGCGGCUACUAUAAAUUGACGAACGUGCCGCGAUUUUCCGCGUUCCUACUGCGUCGUGUGGCUGAGUCCCUGCCUUGAAUCAUUUGUUCAGGGAUACAUCAUACGAUGCUGUUGAUUAACAGGGGGGGCCGCCAUUUCUUAGACAUGGUAUGAUGGUUCCCCAACAAAGGUUUGGUAUCACGGAUGAAAAGUGGAGGCACCAUGUUCCGUGCGCGUGAACGAGGGGUACAUGCGCGCCAAUUCGCAGUUUGACUCCUCACGACAUGCAUAUGGCUGUCGUGCCUUCAUUGUGCAAUGGGCCCUGGCUGCCUUGGUCCGUGCGUGUUUGGAAAUUCAGGGUUGGCACUGCCAGCUAUUGCACAGGAUCCGAACCCUGGCUGCGUACGCACAGCCCCCGCAGAUCUUCUCCAGCGGUCUUAUAGGAUAUCUCUGCGCUGGGCUGCGGGACUACUUUUGAUUGAUGGA